CGCUGAGAGACCGGCGCGCCCCUGUGUGAGGGAGUCCGUGGCGACGCCAUGGCGUCGCUCAAUUGUAGCACCAUCGUCUGCGUCAUCUGCUUGGAGAAGCCCAAAUACCGCUGCCCCGCCUGCCGCGUGCCGUACUGCUCCGUGACCUGCUUCCGGAAGCACAAAGAGCAGUGCAACCCUGAAACUCAUCCUGUUGAGAAAAAAAUAAGAUCAGCUCUUACUACAAAAACUAUAAAGCCUGUGGAAAAUAAAGAUGAUGAUGAUGACUCCAUAGCUGACUUUCUCAAUAGUGAUGAGGAAGAGGACAGAGUUUCUUUGCAGAAUUUAAAGAAUUUAGGAGAGUCUGCAGCACUAAGAAGCUUACUGCUCAACCCACACCUUAGACAGUUGAUGGUCAGCCUCGAUCAGGGAGAUAACAAGGCAAAGCUCAUGAGAGCCUGCAUGCAGGAGCCCUUGUUUGUGGAGUUUGCUGACUGCUGUUUAAGGAUUGUGGAACCAUCUCAGAAUGAGGAUUCUUAAGAUGGAUUAUUCUGCUGUCUGCUCAAGCAUGUGCUUGACUCUCGGAACCUGCCUGCUCCUUCUCCCGGGAGACCAGCUAGUGUAGGGCCCUAAGCAAUGGCGGUGAUGCUCAGACCGGCUGAUGUAGGGUAGGUCAUGCAGGUCUUCACCUCCAUGGCCAUGGGCUUGCGUUUCAGCCAGAUGGGGGUAUUCAAGAUAGCAAACCAUUUAUGGAAAGAAAACUUCAGAUGGUUGUUUUUAAAUGUUUUAUUUUUGGUACAGUUAAGGUAGACAUCAUCAGUGAUAUCAUUUAUCAAGUUUCACACCCAUUUGAGUUAAAACUUGCUCAGUGUUAUUAAAUAAAAUCAAGAUAUGGUGGUUUUAUGGUA
Molecule: messenger RNA, 887 nt
Organism: Diceros bicornis minor
Lineage: Eukaryota; Metazoa; Chordata; Mammalia; Perissodactyla; Rhinocerotidae
Gene: ZNHIT3
Product: zinc finger HIT-type containing 3
Exons: 5
Coding region: 49-519 (156 amino acids)
Biological process (GO): snoRNA localization; maturation of LSU-rRNA from tricistronic rRNA transcript (SSU-rRNA, 5.8S rRNA, LSU-rRNA); box C/D snoRNP assembly
Cellular component (GO): pre-snoRNP complex; nucleus
Molecular function (GO): protein binding
Source: RefSeq, a predicted model, not a curated record